This is a messenger RNA of Bactrocera neohumeralis, 6687 nucleotides long. It is a transcript of the gene Doa, whose product is annotated as probable serine/threonine-protein kinase DDB_G0282963. The record is from RefSeq and is a predicted model, not a curated record. Lineage: Eukaryota; Metazoa; Arthropoda; Insecta; Diptera; Tephritidae. The transcript has 10 exons. Gene Ontology annotation, cellular component: nucleus. Gene Ontology annotation, molecular function: protein kinase activity; ATP binding. Gene Ontology annotation, biological process: protein phosphorylation. The coding region runs from base 294 to 5888 and encodes 1864 amino acids.
UGUUUUCUGUGAUGUCACAGUGUUCAAUGUUGCAAAGCAUACAAAAGUGUCUUCUGAACAUCCAAUUUACAUUACAACAUUUUAAUUAAUUUAUUGGUACACCGUAUGUAGUCGGGGGAGAAUUUAUACAUAGCAUUGUUGAAUAGUAAACAAUUGUUAAACGGUAAUAAAUUCGAAGCUAAAUAGCUGUAACCGUAACAUAUCCCUAUAAUUACAGAAUAUAACCUACAUAAGUAUUACAAAUUUGUGAAGGUUUUUUUUAAUCAAUUCACUUAGUUUAUUUUCCCAAACAAAUGAGUGAAAAUGUUAAGCAUUCAACUGCAGAUACUAAUUCUGAAACAAAAACAAUAACAUCAAACAAAACAGAACACUCAAAUGGCAGCGAUGAAUCAGCACCGACGCUAUCCCUUUCUAGAACAGCAACCGUGAGAUCUGUGAUUACUACGACUCUGCCUGAAACUGAGGGGGCCAAAGCUAAUGGUUAUAAUCUGAAAGGCGUGACCAAAGCAAUAGAAUCGAACACCUCUUUUAAAAGGGAGACCUCCGAUCCAAUGGUGCCCAUUACCGUCGCCACGUUUGGCGAUUCGCCGUCAAACAUUUCGAAUAACCAAUCGGGGUCACAGCAACCUUAUCAUUUGGUAUCCCCCCAAAUUGCGGCGGUCUUAUCUUCAAGUAAGACCGAAACUAGGACCGCUUUGUGUUCGCCAGUUUCUUCUCCUCUAAGUGGUCGAAAGUGCCGGCCGUUGGUGACUUUGAGUCCUAAAUCAACCCCGCCAGUAGCACGUAAAAAUUAUCAUUUGUCGUACAAUACUGCCACUGGUACUAUAUCAUCACCAAUCCCAAUACCUGCGGUGCCGCCACACAUGAUGUCGGCUAUGGGAUCGAGUCCGGCAUCAUCAUUAUCGCUAUCUUCGUCGACAUCAUCACCUUCGUCAUCGCCUCCUCCGCCUGUGCCUGUACGAGCACCCAAAUACAGUUCCACUGGGAUUGUACAAAGAUCUUUAAAAACGUGUCAAAAAGAUGGUUCUAACGCCUAUACAAAAGGUUCACCUCAUGGGCGCGGUUACAAGCCUUUAAGUGGUUCGCCUCGUAGUCAAAUGGACUUGGCACUACCAAAACAUCAGGAAACCAGAAUUGGCAAUGCCAUAUACCGUUUACCCGAACUUACAUCCAUCUCUGCCAAGCCUGGAAUGGACAUUGACUUGGAUAAAUUGGUUGCGCAGCAGAAGGAGCUGGAAAAGCAAACAGCGGCUGUUAAAUUGGAUGCAAAUAUUUAUGAUGCGGAAAUCGAAAUGAUGAAUCAAUAUUUGAAAAGCCUACCUGAUUACACUGAAUUGGACAAAAAGCUGCAUAAGGAGUUUCAGGAGUGUGAGGACUUGUAUGACCGGUUGAAGCGUCGGCAGGCGCCAGUUUCAAACUCGAAUUCCCGCAAAAGUGUUAUAUUGCCCGCGGCAAUUAAUUCACAGACGACAAGCCGUCCAAAUGUAUCUGUUCAUAACUUGUCGAAGUCAUCAUCGAUAAAUUUCGGUAAUCCUCUAACUUCAGUGGAACAUCCACAAUCAACUAUCGUCACGAACCGCUCUCGCUUGGCAUACCCUUCCAUAUUUUCCUCAGUCGGACAACAGCAACAACUUGCUCCGAAAUUGCAACGUAGUAUUUCUAGUAACAGUAUGCCAUGUUCGAACUCGCCGCAAUAUGGUUGCGUUCAAGGAAUUAUAACACCACAGUGCACCCAAUUAUCAACGGAUCAGAAAGACUCAACUACUAACGGAUCCAAUCUUUCACUCAACAAGCAAUUAAUGAACGAUUUUUGGACGGAAAAUCUAAUGUCCUCACAGAAACGUCAAACACCCAAGCGGUCAAUAUGGAACUACGAGAAAAUUUGCGCGCCCACUGUAAACACUGUGGGCGCUGCAGGGGCACCACUCAAAGUGGAUGCCCAGACAGCUAAGAAGCUUGCCAUAUUCGAUCCGACAGUGGCUGAAGCGGCACAAAAGGAACUGCAUAAGCCAAAUAAACUCCAAAAAAAUGCAUCUCUAUCGCAUUUGGAUAUGAAAGUGCGGCAGGCCGUUACUAAAGAAGAACUAUAUAAACUUAUGUGCAACGAAAAUGCACUCACCGUCCCGCUGGCGCCUACAAACUUCAUCAGCAAGCUACCUGUAAAGAUAAAUGCUCAACCAAUAACAUCACAGGUGCAUCAUCCCCAGGAGCAGCUAAAGCCUGAGCAACAACAAUAUUCAGAGUUGGUACCCUUGAAUAAAAGCGUUUCACUUUCCCAUGUGCCCUCCGGGCUGAUCUCAACAUCAACAAAUUUCGACAAUGCCACGCCAUACACACAAGCUGCUAAAGCUCCAGUGAAAAAUCUGGUGCGCUCAACAAGCCGCACACACAUACCGUCCUAUAUGAAACACUUGCCCGCAUUGAGUCGCAGCAAUUCCAACACAGCAAUAUUAAUGCCCACGUCUAUAGCAGAGCAAAAUAAGCAGCCAUCUGCGUUGAUGAGCAACAUGACAACGACGUCGGCUACACUGACAACAGGAACAGUGAAUCCCAUGGGUGGUUUACUCAAGAGUGCGUCGAGCUCAAGUGUUUUCGGCGUUAGUGCGACAGCUAAAUAUAGUCCGUUCUAUAUGCAGCGCUCUAUCGUUGAUGACUCACCUCAAAGUACUUUAGUAGCUACGGGGAAUACGCUGCCACAGUUAACAAGCACCGCUGUGUCGCGUGCACCUGCAAUGGCAACUUCUUUGGUGACUCCAAGUGAGAAACCAAAAUCGGCCCUUAGUGACGAGCUGAUGAUACGCCAAAAGCAAUCGCAAACAUUGCCGCAACUACAAAAGCAGCAGCAGGAGAGAAAAGAGCAGUCGCAGACUGAGGCUAAACAACAACGGCAACCCACGCGACCACAAAAGCAAAUUGUGACGAGUAAUAUCGAUUCCUCGGCUUUUUCUGGUGAGACGGCUAAAACAUCCGGAUCGCCUCUGAUAUGCGCCACGAAGACAGUUGAUAGUGGUGUUGUUGUUGGACCAUCCUCAUCUGAUCGCAAAUCUGAAAAGAGCAAUAGCACGAUCAGUACGAGUAGUAUAACAACAACAAACUGCUGCAGUACACAUUUGCCACAACUGUCGAAAUUUACAUCGUCGUUUCACAUACCAUCCGCAGAGGCCAAGGGCAGCCGUCUGACGCCUGCAACGAAGCAACCCCCUCGCAAUGGUGGUAGCACUGGUACCAGUGCAACGGUGUCAAGCCAUGAGCAAGCCUACAAAAUCACAAAGGCGCAAAGCAGUGCCAACUUAGAAUUGAUCAAACGUCAAAAGGACACAGACAAUAAGGUUGAGAAGUGCUUGAACGAAUUGUUGAAAAUUGGCAACAAUAGCAACAGCAAAAUUGAAUCCAGCAGUUUAACCGCGGAACUAUUGCAAACAUCCACGCUAUCAAGCAAAAUUGCUGUUCCGGCCGUCACAGAUAAUCAAUUUUCUGAAGAGCAAGGCAAAAUCGUGAGGAUGCAACAGCAACUACCACAGUUAUCGAAGAAAAAUUUUCCCCUUGGCAAGUCGAGCUCUACAUCGCAAAUACCGUUAGGUAGCUGUAGCUACCAGCGCACAAUUUUGCAGUCACAAGUGCCGUCGCAACAAAAGAAUGAUCAACAACUUAUUCAGCAACACGAUAUUCUACGUCCAAGGAAACCACAGACAUUGCAACAGCAGCAACAGGAGCAACAAACAGUCGCGCCCAUACAACAACACGCCUACCCGCAACAGAAGCGCCCUUUUUUGAAUUGGAACUCCUUUGCGUGCUCGGCCAUGAGUGUAUCAACAGACCCUUUCUGCCAACAUCAGCAAACGCAUAAGUUGCAGCACACCGCUUCGGCAUCGAAUGUAGGCAAGAAGUUGCAACCAGUUACCUCUCAACAGCAUCUGCAGCAGCACCAACACUAUCAGCAGAUUGCUCAGCCUAAAGCUGCAACAGGUUUAGCGACGCCUUUGAUAAAGAAUAAUACCAACAAAGAGAAUAAAUAUAACAACUUGCAGCAACAACAACUCACACAGUUUACGACUGGCUUCUUACCAGUACAACAGUCGCAGCAGCAGCUGCAAACGCAGAAACAGCAAACAAAAUACAAUUUCAUGAACGCGCAAAAACCGCAACUCGAUGGCAAUGUCUUGACGCAUUCGGCCUCUUUUAGCGCUGUGCAGAGACCAAGCGGAUUCCAGUUAUUAGGUGCUAAGCACCAGCCGCCGCCCGGACAAUACUUCAAUGGACCAAAGAUGCAGCAACAACAACAAUCGCAGCCGGCACAAGCGGAUUGCCAAGUCUUGCAGAACUUCGAUCCUUAUUUAUAUCCGAAGCACAGCAACUACUCUCUCGGAAAUAUACAGCACAAACUCUUCCGUCAUCACCAACAGCAACUACAGAACGGUGGCGGCGGUGUUUUUUCAACACAGCUCAACACUCAAGCGCAACAACAACUGCAACGACAGCCAACAGGCGGUGCUUCGUAUCACGGUUUUGGCUCUGCCAACGCAAUUGCAGCCCCAAUUCAAGUCAAUCCCCUCACCCAAUCAGCCUCCACUUCGGCCAUGUGCUGCGACACUCAUCGUCCUCUGGCCCCGAUCCAUGCAUCUGGUGCUGGCCACCAGCAUCAACAACAACUGCUGUUGCAGCAGCAACAAAGUAAUUCAGUUAUUUUAAAUCAAUCACACAAUCAAAUGUCCAAAUCCGCACUAGCACUACACUAUAUCGAGACAGCAAAGCCCGUCAUACAAGAUGAUGCUGAUGGCCACUUGAUAUAUCACAACGGCGAUAUACUUCUUCACAGAUAUAAGAUUAUGGCUACACUGGGCGAGGGAACGUUCGGACGAGUCGUGAAGGUCAAGGAUAUGGAGAGGGACUUUUGUAUGGCCUUGAAGAUCAUCAAAAACGUGGAGAAAUAUCGUGAAGCUGCGAAGCUGGAAAUUAACGCUUUGGAAAAGAUCGCUCAAAAAGAUCCACAUUGCGAACAUUUGUGUGUGAAAAUGAUUGAUUGGUUCGAUUACCACGGCCACAUGUGCAUCGUUUUUGAGAUGUUGGGUUUAAGUGUGUUCGAUUUUUUGCGCGAGAACAACUAUGAGCCAUAUCCAUUAGAACAAGUACGGCACAUGGCCUAUCAAUUAUGCUAUUCAGUAAAAUUUCUACACGACAAUCGCUUAACACACACUGAUCUCAAACCUGAAAAUAUUCUCUUCGUCGAUUCGGAGUAUACGACGCAUUAUAAUCACAAAAUUAAUCGCGAAGUGCGUCGUGUUAAAAAUACCGAUGUUCGCCUCAUUGAUUUCGGGUCGGCAACAUUUGAUCAUGAGCAUCAUAGCACAAUUGUUUCUACACGUCACUAUCGUGCACCGGAGGUCAUUCUUGAGUUAGGCUGGUCGCAGCCCUGUGACGUUUGGUCUAUUGGCUGUAUUCUCUUCGAGUUGUACCUAGGCAUAACACUCUUCCAAACGCACGACAAUCGUGAGCACCUAGCGAUGAUGGAGCGCAUCCUUGGCCAAAUACCAUAUCGUAUGGCACGAAAUCAUUGCCAUUAUAGCAAAACCAAAACGAAAUACUUUUAUCACGGUAAGUUAGACUGGGAUGAGAAGUCUUCGGCUGGGCGUUAUGUGCGCGAUCAUUGCAAGCCACUAUUCAGAUAUCAAAUGAGUGACACGGAAGAUCACUGCGAACUUUUUGAUCUGAUCAAGAAAAUGUUGGAAUACGAACCAUCUCAGCGGGUGACGUUAGGUGAUGCGCUUCGCCAUCCGUUCUUCGAUAAGCUCCCACCGCACCAACGCGUUGGCGAAAUCGGCAAUAUAAAACAGGCGAUUUCUUCGGGCAGCAGCAGCAGCCGCGAACGUUCGCAUAGUUUGUCAAGAUGAGAUUUGGCGCGAUUUGGUUAUUGUUAAUUAAAAUUAGAACUGCAAUAGUGAACGACAUAGAAGUAGGAGGAAAACAUAUGGACAACCGACAACAAACAGAUGUAAUACAAUGAAAUAAACGAAAAGCAAGCAUUGGAAUUAGGCGCGUGCCCAGCACAUAACGGGUGAUGACGACAACGGUGCAGCGCAACGACAACGAUGCCAUAGAAAACAUAGCAUAGGAAAAGAAAAUCAUCACCACACUUAGAACACCUAAACCCGAUUGGUCGAAGUCCAAUCAUCAGCAUACAACAAUUUUGUAGUAACACAAGAACAGGCAGCAGAACGUAAGAGGAGAAAAGCAUAAAUAGUUUAAGAUACAAUACACAAUACUAAAUACUAGUAAAGCUACUUUUUAUAAAAGAAUCUUGGAAUUUGCGAUAAAGGCGCAGAAAAGUGGUUUCCACACACACACACACACACACACACAAGCAUAUACACACAUUCUGCGAAAAUGUCUUAUUGAAACCUUUGCGACAAUUAAUAGAUGCAUUCAUCAUGCGUAUAUGAUUGAUUUUAUAUUCUUACAUGCAUACAUACAUAUAUAUUUUGUAUUUUUCACUAAUUCAUAUUUCUGUGAGAGUUUCAAUGAAAUGUAUUAGUGUUUUUUGGGCAAGGUGUGCAAGAUAUGUGUGUGUGCACAAAGCGAUCACCCACAAAAAAUUAACGUAAAAAAGCUAAUUAGUAACUAUAGCCAAUAUUAAUUAGAAAGUUUUUUAAAGAUUUUAUUUUCGUUUCUAAUAAAUCUAAAGUAAUCAUG